Molecule: messenger RNA, 1041 nt
Organism: Epithele typhae
Lineage: Eukaryota; Fungi; Basidiomycota; Agaricomycetes; Polyporales; Epitheliaceae
Exons: 8
Coding region: 1-1041 (346 amino acids)
Source: RefSeq, a predicted model, not a curated record
AUGGUCCAAGUCAAUGACUUUGCGCUGGACGCUCUGCGAACGGAUGUCCUUGCAGGCUUCCCUCUCCUGUUUGUUACGACGGGGCUAUGUGCCGGCAUGAUCACGCUCCUGUCCAUCGUCUUCGUGGCGACGAUAUAUGUUCUCAUCCGUAAAGGCAUCCGGCUCCGAUCAGUAAAGAUCUUGCUCGCCGCGGUAACAUUUCAGUACAUAUCCACCAUCGCCUACUACGCGUUCCUGCUCGGAGGUGUCGCGCGCGAGAACGACGAUCUACUCAGCGUCGCCAAUAGCUUGAACGACCCCGAUUACGUUCCCCCUGCGGACGGCCUGCCUUUAUAUUCCGUCACGGUCGGAUGGGUCAUCACGGCCUUGUUCAAUGCGAGCUCCUUUGUCAGUGACGCGAUCGGCAUCAUAGGCGCACUCUUGUCCGGCAAACGGUCUCAUCUGUCAUCAACGAUGUUCAUCUCACGGAACGGGUUCGGACUGGCGUUCACUCUACUGACGCUGACGUCGAAUAUCAUCCCGACAAUGUUGAUCGCAUACCGGGCUUGGAAGCACCGGGAGUCGCUGUACGUCGGCGAACGGCGAGCGCUGCGAUCUCCCGCACUUGGCGUGCUCCUGCUGCUCAUCGAGUCCGGCGCUGCGUAUGCGAUGGUCUGGAUCCUCGUCGCCACCUUCGAGAUCACGGGCGUCGCAGAUCCCAACGGCGCGGUCGCGAAGCGAACCGUGUCCUCUCCCCUGUUCAACGAAGUCUUCGGGCUGUGCCUCACCUCCGUCGUCGCGCUGUACCCGAUGGUGAUCAUCAUCGUGGUCUACACCCGCUUCUCGCCGCUCGAGCACGUCUCCAUCCACCUCUCCACCAACGUCAACUUCUCCCAGCCUUCUUCCCCCGCCUCUAUGCCUUACGCCCCCACGCCUCUGCCUUACACCCCCACUUUCGCGUCGUCCACCGAGCAGACCCGCAGCGUUUCGGAGUCUGCCGGUCCCGUCUCAAUCAUGGUCGGCGGCCACAAAUCGUUCGACGCUCAGACCACGCCCGUAUAA